UGAACUUGAAAAUUGAAAACAAACCCAAAAAACCCUCUCUGCUCCCUUUACUCUCUCACUAAAUCAAAAUUCCAAAAACCCUAUCGUUUCCCUCCUCUCAACCUCCGUUUCUCUUCUCCACAUUUUUUCUCCAAUCCAAUCAAUCAAGUAGAUAGCCAGUAAGAAAAUAUCGAAACGAUGUCGUUGAGGCCGAGCGCGAGGACGGAGGUGAGGCGGAACAAGUACAAAGUGGCGGUGGAUGCGGAGGAAGGGAGGCGGAGGAGAGAAGAUAAUAUGGUGGAGAUCCGUAAGAAUAAGAGAGAAGAGAGCUUAAUGAAGAAGCGCCGUGAAGGUUUUCAAUCUGCUGCUGCUCAACCACUCUCUAAUUCCACCGCUGCCGAUAACAAGUUGGAAAGUAUUCCGGCUAUGGUUGCUGGCGUUUGGUCUGAAGACAAGAAUGUGCAGCUCGAGGCAACCACUCAUUUCCGAAAGCUGCUCUCAAUAGAACGCAAUCCUCCAAUCAAUGAAGUAAUUCAAUCUGGUGUUGUUCCUCGCUUUGUUGAAUUCCUUGCCAAGGAUGAUUUUCCACAGCUGCAGUUUGAGGCAGCAUGGGCUCUCACAAAUAUUGCUUCUGGUACAUCAGAAAACACUAGGAUUGUAAUUGAUCAUGGGGCUGUUCCUAUAUUUAUUAAGCUUUUAAGUUCUCCAACUGAUGAUGUUAGGGAACAGGCUGUUUGGGCAUUAGGAAAUAUUGCUGGUGAUUCACCCAAGUGUCGUGAUCUAGUCCUUGGACAUGGUGCCUUGAUGCCAUUGCUUGCGCAGUUCAAUGAACAUGCAAAACUUUCUAUGUUGAGAAAUGCAACUUGGACGUUGUCUAACUUCUGCAGGGGCAAGCCGCAACCAUCAUUUGAGCAGACAAAGCCUGCCCUCCCUGCUCUUGAGCGUCUUAUACAUUCAAAUGACGAGGAGGUCCUGACAGAUGCGUGCUGGGCAUUAUCAUAUCUUUCAGAUGGAGCGAAUGACAAAAUCCAAGCUGUUAUUGAGGCAGGUGUCUGCCCUCGGCUCGUUGAACUUUUACUCCAUCCGUCUCCAACAGUGCUGAUUCCUGCUCUACGUACAGUUGGAAAUAUUGUUACUGGCGAUGAUAUGCAGACUCAGUGUAUGAUAGAACAUCAAGCACUUCCGUGCCUUCUGAAUCUCUUGACUCAUAAUCAUAAGAAGAGCAUCAAGAAAGAAGCCUGCUGGACAAUUUCAAAUAUUACAGCAGGGAAUAUAAAUCAAAUACAGGCCAUAAUUGAAGCUGGUCUCAUCGGUCCUCUUGUUCAACUACUUCAGUCUGCUGAAUUUGAGAUCAAGAAAGAGGCUGCUUGGGCAAUUUCAAAUGCUACUUCUGGUGGCUCUCAUGAACAAAUCAAGUACAUGGUGAGCCAGGGGUGCAUUAAGCCAUUGUGUGAUCUCUUGAUCUGCCCUGACCCUAGGAUUGUGACAGUUUGCUUGGAGGGGCUUGAGAACAUUCUUAAGGUUGGGGAAGCUGAAAAGAGUUUGGGCAAAACUGGAGAUGUAAAUUUGUAUACCCAAAUGAUUGAUGAUGCCGAGGGAAUAGAUAAGAUUGAAAACCUUCAAAGUCACGACAACAAUGACAUAUAUGAGAAAGCAGUGAAGAUUCUCGAGACAUAUUGGUUGGAGGACGACGACAAUGAAGAACUGGCUUCAGGAGAUGCUCCCGAAUCAGGAUUUCACUUUGGAGGCAAUGAAGUUCCUGUUCCUUCCGGUGGAUUUAAAUUUGGUUGAGCAUAUUAAAUCACUAGUGGAAUGAAGCUGAGAGUCCAGGUUCGUAAUUCAGGUGAAUGGUGAAGGCUUUUACUGUUUCUCUUAUAAAGAAGGUUUUUGAAGCCGUCAAGAAUUCAUCGAACAGUUAAAACUGGUCGCCGAUCAUUGGCUUUCUGGUGGAGUCUACAGAGACAAUAUAGUCCCUUUUAAAAUUCUAUUCUAUCAGUUUUUCAAAUUUUCUUUUCUUAUUCUAGUUUAUGAUUCAAUGCAUGCACAUGUGAGGCUGCCCAUCGCAACCUACAUGCUCAAAUUAUUAUAGGAAAAAAAAAGUUUACAAAUGCUAAAUUGAGAUUUUAUUUUUUUUGAUUAGAUAGAAAGGCGCAUCAAAUUUCAGUUUGGAGUAUAAAAUAUGAUGUCUAUGUUGUUUU
Messenger RNA from Mercurialis annua (annual mercury), 2177 nucleotides. Its product is annotated as importin subunit alpha-1a-like. Gene Ontology annotation, molecular function: nuclear import signal receptor activity; protein binding. NCBI's taxonomy places the organism in Eukaryota, Viridiplantae, Streptophyta, Magnoliopsida, Malpighiales, Euphorbiaceae. The transcript has 11 exons. The record is from RefSeq and is a predicted model, not a curated record. Gene Ontology annotation, biological process: NLS-bearing protein import into nucleus. Gene Ontology annotation, cellular component: nucleus; cytoplasm. The coding region runs from base 178 to 1770 and encodes 530 amino acids.